Molecule: messenger RNA, 231 nt
Organism: Cylicostephanus goldi
Lineage: Eukaryota; Metazoa; Nematoda; Chromadorea; Rhabditida; Strongylidae
Source: the annotation of a GenBank genome assembly
AUGACUGGGGGAGUACAAGGACGUCUCGAGCGAAUCGAAGCUGAACUUGGCGGAUUGCCAGUGCAGUCUUUCUGUACAUAUGUAGUAUUGGCAAUGCAUGGUCUGACUCGACUCGAACUUUACGAUCUUCUUUCGAGCAAUGUCGAUUUGAUGACUAGGCUAGGCGUAUCGGCUGGCUUUCCACCGCUGCUACUUGACAGGAUUAUAGAAGCUUUGGGUAAGAAGCUUUAA